Molecule: messenger RNA, 3408 nt
Organism: Orbicella faveolata
Lineage: Eukaryota; Metazoa; Cnidaria; Anthozoa; Scleractinia; Merulinidae
Biological process (GO): negative regulation of DNA-templated transcription
Cellular component (GO): nucleus
Molecular function (GO): metal ion binding; RNA binding
Source: RefSeq, a predicted model, not a curated record
GUCAGCGUUACAAUCAAGAUGGCGGACGGGCCAGGGGCGGACGGACUAUUGUGAAUCGUGGUCGCAUUUCGUGGGAUUUUAGGUUUUAUCGUUUUACAAAAUGCCACUAAAGGACCUUUUUGCCAAGGCUCCACCUCCGCUACCUCCAAGUGAAGAACCUUGGCCCCGACCAGAAACUUCUAGGGAGACAGUCAGACAGUCUUCACUUCACUCGGCUACCGCCCGUCCAACACUCGACGAAUUCUUGCGGACAAAUUAUCUAAUGAUCCCAGACUUCUUGUUGAAAGUCACCCAGGCAAAGGUAGCGGCAAGAAUGGGGAAAAGUAGUCAUGAUUUCCAGAGUGCGGCAUCUAAGCAAAGCAUGUUAACUUUUGGAACUGUACAAGGGCGUAGCACUUCUUCUGCUUCAGCUAAUGUUUCCCCUUGUAACAUCGUUAGCAAUACCGAUAAAGAAGUGAAAAUUAUUGAAAGCAGGGGAAAACAAGUAAAAGAACCAACAGCAAAUCCCGCAAUUCGUAGCACUAAGAACAGUGAUAUGCUAUGUACUGUACUUUCACGAAAGCAAAGCUGUGAAGAAAUUCAGGUUCCCCCACCAUUGAAACCAAAGCCCAGGGUUAAGAAAGUAAUGAGAGGAGGGUCCUUAGUAACCAUUCCUCCCCCACAGCCCAGAAGACAGGAGUCUGUCAAAGAUGGUGGAAAAAGCACGUUUUCUGAUACUAAUGUAUGUUUAAUGAGCAGUCUGGAAGGCAGAGAUGCAGCUUGUGAUGUUUGUGAGAGAAGCAUUCAGGAAAUUGUGGAAAAUCCAAGUUUCAAAGAAACUCAUGACGAUCAGGAGCUUGCAAAGAAAGAGGGUUCAAUCAACUCUGGUUUUGAAGCAGAUAAUUUAGAGACAAAAGUUUCCAGCCGGGACAACAGAGGGUCUGGAACAGAAGUUUUAACAGAGGAUUGUGAGGUAAAACAGGUCCCGUUAACCCACUGUGAUACUGCAGUAUCAGAAAAAAGUCACAACACCUCAUAUGGAAAUUCAAAUGACAAUUUUAAUGAAUCUGACAGCAAUACCUGUCCAAGUGCCACACCUAAAGCAGAUGAAAGCAUUAAUUUACUUAGUGAGGUUCCUGAGGUAAUUCUGGAUAAGGGCUCUGAGAAGGUAUCUAAUAAAGAACAUCAAGGGGAGUUCACAUCAGGCCUGAAAAGUGGCUCUUACGGGAAAGCUGCUAUUGCCAAAGACAGUGAAGUUAACAGUGAAGACCUAAGGCUUAGUGAAAAUCUUGAAAGGGCCCUUUGUGACGAUCUUGAUGGGACGCCACCUGUUUUAGACCCAGAAGAAAUGACAAUCUGUAAGGACCCUUUGGAAAAAACUAAGACAGAACUAACGCCACAAGGCAUAGUCAUUGUAGACCCUCAGCUAAUAACUAUGGAUAACCCCAUUAUCAGGGAGAAAUCAGCUGAUUUGCCACAUAAAUUAGUCAUACAAAGUUCCAUUAUGAAACAAACCCUGGCCAAUAAUAAGGAAGGUCAGUCUGCCAGAGAACCUAGUGAGAAGAAUGCCAGUGGGAGCAACCCUUCAGAAAAACUUGUUAAUGACAAAGAGGACAAACAUCUUAAUGAUUUUGGUGAUAAGGACAAUGAAAUUUAUUGUUACAAUGAUGAGCAGAAUGUCCCUGCUAACAGUACUGAGAAAAUAACAGAGAUCAAUACGAAAGGCUGUGAUGAUACUGCUGUCAAUGACAAUGAUGAUAAAAGGAGUGACUGUGUAAGUUCAUCCAGUACUGAUGAUAAGGAGGAUAACAGCAAUGACAGUGAUGAAGUUGAUGAUGACAGCGAUAAUGAUGAUGACGGCAAUGAUGUUUAUGUCAAAGACAACCAAGUGGAUGAUACCAAUGAGGAAUAUGCUGAGCUUAUAAUGGAUGAUUCAACUUCAGAGGGGGAAGAUGAAUAUGAUGUUUACCCUGUCAAUGACAGUGAUUCUGAUGAGAAGGAAGAUGAACUUAAGAGCGAUUACGAAGCUGAGGAUAUGAAUUUGGACUCUGAUACUGAAUCAGCUACGGGUGGAAUAACAUCCUACCAAGACACUACAAUUGGUGCAAGAGUGAAACAAUCAAGAAGAAAGCUGCAGAGGGAGAAACGGAAGGCAAAAAAUCAGAGAAAGAAAGCUUCCAAGAAAAGGGCCAAGGCAGCAAAACAGGUUGCAAAAGGGCAUGUUCAAAACAGAAGCCAUGAUCCAGCUGGAACGAAAAAGGACUUCAAAGGCAAACAGAAACUUACCCUAACAUCUCAGAAGGCAGGCACAAAACUAGAGCCUGGUACAGGGGAUAAAUCCACAGAAGCUGUUCUAAAAUCCAAGCCUGGUGCACAGAAGCUUCCUCCAAACAAUCCGCCUAAGGAGGAUACAUUGGAAGACGGUUCACUUCUAUCGAUGGUAUCUUCGUUUGCUGUGGACCUGACAGUCGCAGCUAAUGAAAAGCUGUUCUUGACUAAGCGUCGAGGAGGCCAACAUUCCAAGAAGAUGAAGAAAGCCAAAAGAAAAGCUGAAGCGCUGGAGAGAAUCCGGAGAGGAGAGCCGCCACCUAGAACAGCGAGACGAGUUUUUGUGGAACUCCCUAAACCAAUCUGCGCGUUUUACAGAGAAGGAAAGUGUAGGAAGGGCAGCGAUUGUUCGUUUCGUCAUGACAGAUCAGCUCUAAUAAAGAGAAAAGAAAUUUGCAGGUUUUAUAUGCACGCUGCAGACAACUGUUUUGCGGGAGAAGAUUGCAUUUUUAUGCACAGUUCGUUUCCAUGUAAGUUCUUUCACACCUCAAGAUGCCGGGACGGUGACCACUGCAGAUUCUCCCAUGAUGCCUUAACAGAGGAAACAGACCGGCUUCUGCAAGCGUUUCUCAACCCCCCAACUGAAAACCCUGUCCAGUCUUCACAAGAAAAGAACCUCGCCACAUCAAAUCAACAGUCUGCCGGUGGUAAUUCACGCGACGAUGACCCGUCACAAACGUUAACUUCUUCGUCUCCGUACAAUCUCCGCGCCAGUGCCCGAAAGAGGGCACUUGGUAGCGAUGAAGCGGGCACAGAAGGUGGUUCUUUGAUUGGUGGAAAAAUCGCAAAGCAGGAAACCCCAGGAAACGAUCAGGGCAACGAAGAGGGACAGUCCUGCGCGUUUUUACCAGGAUUAUAUAGAGAUCUGUCCUCGUAGUUGUCAACUGACUUCAGGGCUUGAUUUUCAUAAGACCGUUCUGGCCAUCUCUCUGUAACGCAACGCUACACUCUAAGGAGAAAACGUAGCGUUACGUGACAGAGAGAAGGCUAGGACUGGACAAGGUUUUCCUUACUCAUCCUAAAACUGCCCUUGUUUCUUGAAGACCUGUGAUUUUGCACAGAUAUUUGCUUUCCAUGGAAAUAAAUGUCCUUUUCGUGAGA